This is a messenger RNA of Hypoxylon trugodes, 1118 nucleotides long. RefSeq names its product Snf7 family protein. Gene Ontology annotation, biological process: protein transport; endosome transport via multivesicular body sorting pathway; late endosome to vacuole transport. Lineage: Eukaryota; Fungi; Ascomycota; Sordariomycetes; Xylariales; Hypoxylaceae. The transcript is spliced from 3 exons. The coding region runs from base 395 to 1021 and encodes 208 amino acids. The record is from RefSeq and is a predicted model, not a curated record. Gene Ontology annotation, cellular component: multivesicular body; ESCRT III complex.
UUGAGCUUGUUACGAAUUUUGGAGAUUUAACAUUUUCAUAGCAGUCAUUAUCGAUAAAGAUGUGGCUUACAACUCAGAGAAUGUGUGGCUAGUGAAUUAAUAUGUCCCUAUUUAAUCCACUAAAGUGCGUCAUUCGUCAACUUUGCCCCCACCAAAGAAAUAGCCGCGCCGAUAGGACUGGACUGGGCUAGACCGUGAACCAUCUUCUAUCUAUCUUCUAUCUAUCUUCACCAUUCUACAACCUUAUCGACGAUAUCCCGUUAAACCCUCAAGAUAUUUUGAUAUCCAGAAAGUAAACCAACUUGUCAUCCGACCGAGCCAAUCCUUUUUACAAUCCACAUCUCUCCAGUCAUUACCUUCAAUCCACGAUCUGCGACCGUCAUAAUCAGCCAACAUGUCGAACCGACAACUCGCCCGCGACAUGCAAGUCGAAUUCCAGGCUCGCUUCCAAGCGAAGCAAGCACGUCGCGAAGCCACGAAAGCAGCGAAGCAAGACCCCCUCCUCAAGAAACAAAUCCAAGAACUUCUAAAGAAAGGCGACACCACGAAGGCAUACCAGAAAGCCAAGGUUCUGCUCUCUAAGCAAGCACUUGCCCAGCAAAUGGACCAGAUGGCCGACAUGGCCGAACUCAGCGUCGCCCAGAUCCAAGCCAACAACGCUAUGAACCGAAUGACGAACAUGAUGGGUCAAUCUUCGCGCACCAUGUCCGCUGCGCAACGGAACAUGAACCCCGAGCGGACAAUGAUGACGCUUGAACAAUUCAAACAACAAAACGAAGAAUACGCCGUCAACAACGGCAUCUACCAAGACGCCAUCUCACAGACGACCUCGCAACAAGUCUCCGAAGAAGCCGUCCAUGAACUCCUAGGCAAACUCGCCGACGACGCGGGUGUGGCCCUGAAUUCACAACUUAACGCCGCGCAGCCGAGUACCGCCGAACCCGCCGCGCCGCAGACCGCGGAACCGACUGCGGAGGAGGAGGAUGCGCUUCAGCAGCGUCUGCGCGCUCUUAGGGCUUAGGAGGCUGGCGGGGAUGCGGAUGGUGCUGGUGGGAGUGGAAGUGGAGAUGGAGAUGAAGGGGAGCGUGUUCCGCAAAUGAGUACGGGGUGAGGAAGAU